Xyrichtys novacula (pearly razorfish) is the source of this 5874-nucleotide messenger RNA. The record is from the annotation of a GenBank genome assembly. NCBI's taxonomy places the organism in Eukaryota, Metazoa, Chordata, Actinopteri, Labriformes, Labridae.
AUGGCGAACAAAAGAGGCAGUAACUGCUCUGGAGACAGAAAAAGAAAAAAAGACUUGAGGAACAACAAAGUGAUGGAGGCUCUUGGCGAUGGGAUCUCAGAGCGCUGGAAUCUGAUGGAUGCAGUGCGAAGAUGUGGAGGUAAACAUGCGAGAAAAACAGCCAACGAUGAUGUCAUCUAUAUGAGCACACACACACACACACACACACACACACACACACACACACACACACACACACACACACACACACACACAGGAGAAUAAAAUAUAUGAUGGAGAUUAUUGAUGUAUGGGAGCCGCCUUUGAAACGCAGCCUGGAGUUAACUACAAAGAGUCCACGAGGAGCUUUUAGUGCAAAAUCAGCACAUCAGGAAGAUGUGGCGGACAGGUGGGGGAGGGCCAUGGCGUAUACAGAGGAUGUGUUAUCAGUCUGUCACAUAUAUACAAGACCGUAUCACUCUCAUGGUGGAAACAUUUGUAUUUAGAAGAAAUAAUCCGAAGGAGGGUAACAUUUUGUGAUCUGUUUACUUUCUUCAUGAAUGAAGAUAAGACAAUCUAGGCUAAUCUUCUGACUCUGAAAAGCAUGAACGGGUGAGCAGAUUCUGAAUACAGAAUUGAUCUGAGGCGGAAAAGCGUCAAGAGAGCUUCUUAUAGGGGGAGGUGGUGAAAAAAUCUUCAGAGGAAGCUCUUAAGAGUGGUCCUCAUUUUGCUGGACUUCUGGAGGGAGCUUGAAAUAAAGACGCUGCUCUUGUGAAUCAAAAGGAGUCAGUUGCAGUGGUUCAAGCAUUUGGUCAGGAUACCCCCCUUUGGAGAAGUUUCAGUUAUGUCUAAUAGGGAGGAGACCCAUUGGGGAUUACACAUCCCACCUGGCCUGAGAACACCUUGGGAUCCCAGAGUUGGAGCUGAGGAGCAUCACUGGGUGGAGGGAGAUCUGGGUCGACUUGCCUAUACUGCACACUGGGACCUGAUCCUGGAUCAGCAGAAGAAGAUAGAGAUAUGGACGGAUGCAACAUUAAAAUUACAAGAAAGAAAAACCUCUAUAUAAGCUCCUGUGUAGAACUUGUGGGUUAUAUUGAUUCCGGUGCCCCGUGUGGGCAAAGGGCCUCCUCUUCUCUCUUUGCUUUUUGUCUUGUACAUGUGUAAGUCAUGUUUUCUAACAAAGGAAAUCUCUCUGCUCCAUUUUCACACUCAAGGAAAAUUUUUUGACAUUUUUCUGACAUCUACCCUUCAGCUGUUAUUGUAGAGAGCAGCGCGUUAUCACCAUCACAAUGACUUUAAGACAGUAUCUGUUUAUCACUUUAUUGUCAGGGUGAUGCUUUAUUUUCCAUUUGAUCAUGAUUCCAGUUACUCUCUCUGUUUGUAUAGUGAGAUGAAUAUUUCUUCUGUAUCUAUAAGUGAAGGAAAGAAAAUACCAGUGACGCUAACAUGUCAUACACUUAGCUUUAUAUAGUCAAAUAUAAUAUAUAUAUAUAUUCCACUGAGUUACAUAAAAAAAACAAUUUUACUUUACAUUCCUGUCACAGUGAAUAUGAGAUAGUGUUUGAGGCCCCUCACGACAUUAUCAGUUUGAAUUUGCAGUCACAAGUGCUUCUCAGUUUUGCUCUCAUUAAAGUGUCCGACUUCACUUGAUGGAUUCAUUACAUCAUGUAAUUGAAAGGAAAGCCGCCUGGGAUGGCUGACCUAAAGCGGAUGCAUAUGCGCUGCACACAUCAGGCUUCAUUUGCAUCAUUUUAAUUGAAAACACACGGUGCGCUUUUAUGCUUCAGCCUGACACAGGUUGAGCAGCAGCAUGGUUUCUCAUUCCGCUGGAAUCUCGGCGAAGAUUUUUGCUCCCCACUAAGGACAGUAAAGGUCUGCACUUCAAAGAGCUCACAGAGGAAAUUGCUGUGACAUUAGUUGCUUAUUUCCUGCUUUUAUUGCUACGUAUUUACCCAAAGAGAUCUGUAAUACCUGCAAUUUCCCCAGCAAAAUGUAGCAGAUUUUAUCAGACAGAUGUGUCUUUAAUGUCACUGUGCAAAUAUUUUACAGAGAUAAACCACUGCUAAAGCACUGAACUUUUCCUUUCCUCUGCACAAGCAUCCUUUCAGGAGCAAUAAAACAGCAAAUCAGUUUAUUAAUAGCUCUGGUGGUGAGUUUUAAAUGAUCACUGCAGGUAAAAAGUUCUUCUGUGGUAUAUUUCACACUAACAAAGCCGCUCGCUAACAUCUGCAGUAAUGAAGGUGGGUCUCACAUGUGUCGGAUAGAAAUGUGUCUUUAAACUCUGGCGGUGUUUCAUCAUAAGCGAAGUGCAUUUUCGAACAGCUCGUCUCCUCCUCUGCAGGGAGCGGGUUCUGCUCCAUUAAUUAUUGAGGAAAAUUCUGCGCAGCGACGACUCGAGCCACCAUUUCUGCCUGGCUGAAGCCCACCUGCCCUGUAAUUAUGAAGACCUACCAUUUAGUACAGCACUCCAUCUUGAUCUCUGAUUUGCCUGUCAGAAGCCAUUAAAGCUGCCGCCGGUCCCCGCCACGGGCUCGGCAUGGGGGCCACGUCAGAAUUGAAUCAGCUGGGUUUCAUUGGCAUAUUAAAAAGACAGGCAACAUGAUGCUCUGAACAAUGGAACCGACUGAUGGAAUUUUGAAGGGCUGCAUGGGAAAACCACAUGUGGCGCUUUGCCUCUAAAACAUCACAGGAAAAUGACGGAUAUCAUUAAGUAUUUCUUCCUGCAAAGUCGAGCUACUUUGCUUUAGUAUUUUCUCCCAGCAAGUUCAAACAGAAAGAAAGAGCCUGCACAAUUACUCUCCAUUAAUAAAUCUGCUCAUGCAUUGAUUUGCCUUCAUAGUGGAAUAAAAUGCUGAACACUGAAAUCUGGAUGCUACAGUGAAAGUCAUUACUUCUCACAGAAAGCCUGAUUCAUCCCUGUUAUGAUGAAAGAAGAGAGUUCACUUAUUGGCAUCGGGAGUGCACAACAUUAAAGAGCACCGUGUAACACUGCUCUGUUUGGUGCAUUAUUUCCAAUAUUGAUCAGCUCAUGGUAAACAGUAAAUCUGCAGUAUGUAAUCCUGCAGUGAUUUGGGGAGGAAACAGCAAUAUUUCAGCUCUGGCAGUGUGUCACUCUCAAAGAGAAAAAGGAUUUAGCUAUAAGUCAGUUGGCACAUUACAAAGAGUUAUCUCUCUCUGGAUACAAACAUGAUCGGCACGCUAGAUUAUGUCGGUUUAUACCAGACACAUGUCUCUAUUUCCCAGAAAUCUACUGAAUCUGAAAAAUGUGUUGUAAAAACCGACCCGAGAUUAGUUCCUGAUACCCACCCCUAAUGAUCGAAAGGUUCAGUCUGAUCCAGACCUUGCAGAAACCCUAGACUGUAAGAAUAAGAAUAAUAACUUCAUUGAUCCCUGAAGGGAAAUUGAAUUGUCUGUCGUCUCGUUUGUCAUGUCUCUAAAACUCAUCUACUACUUACAAAAGAGUUAUUAAGUCUGAUCGCUGUUGGUACAAAAGAUCUUGUGAAUCUUUCUGUCCUGCAGCGAAGAGAGAGGAGCCGUCCACCAUCAUUGGCCCUUUGGUCCAUCAAGGUGGUGUGAAGUGGUUGAUCCAUUUUCUUCAGAAUAGUCUCCACCUUCCUUUGUGUAGAUUUCUCCACCACAUCCUCCAGUGAGUCCAACUUGAAUCCAACCACAGAGCCAGUUUUUCACCAGUUUGUUAAGACAUCUUGCAUCUUUGUGUUUGAUUCUUCCUCCCCAGCAGACUGCAGCGCAGAACAAAACACUUGCCACCACAGACUGAUAAAACAUCUGCAGCAUCUUACUACAGAUGUCUAUUGAUCAGAGUCUUCUCAGGCAAAAGAGGCGGCUCUGCCCCUUCCUGUAAAUGAAGUCUAUGCUCUUAGACCAGUCCAACUUAUUAUCCAGAUGUACACCUAGAUAUUUAUAUGAUGUCACCACUUCGAUGUCCACCCCACAGGUGUUCACUGGCUGAAGAGGGGGUUUGGAUCUAUGGAAGUCUAUGACCAUCUCCUUUGUCUUUAAAGGUGUUGAGGAGGAGGCCGUUUUUGUGACUCCAGUCACUGAAGGCUCUUAUCAGAUCUCUGUAUUCAGCUUCUUGUCCAUUUCUGAUACAUGCCACGAUAGCCGUGUCAUCUGAGUAUUUUUGGAUGUAACAGGACUCAAUUCUGUAUUUGAGGUCUGACGUAUACAGUGUGAACAGGAAUGGCGCCAGCACUGUCCCUUGUGGAGCCCCUGUACUGCUCAUUAAUGUCUUAGAAACACAGUUUCCUAGCCUGACAAACUGUGUGUGAUACACAGGCGUAGUCUCAGUUACCUCACCAGUUGACGCCUGUCCGCUGCAGUCACCAUGUUGGAAAUGCUGAUUCAGCAAUCAAGAGAUUAAAAAGGUGGAGUUGAGGCAGGACUCCAGCCUCUUUGUUAACCCCAUCAAAAUCACCUUCAAGCAUGUGAUGUAAAUGCAAGAAUACUUCUCCAGACAGAGUCGACGCCUCUCCAGUCUGGGAUCGUAGAAAUCAUACAUGCCUCUGAUGUACCAUAUUUUUCGGGUGAUAAGGCACACCGGAUCAUAUGGCGCAAAGUGUCUAUGUUCACACAAGGUGCACCGGAUUGUAAAGUGCAUUAAGCAUUGGUUGGUUUAUUGUUGCUGGCACAUACUCUGGGCCUGGGCUGCCUUACAUGAAUGUACUUCUAGUUUAGACAUUACAGUCAGGCAGUCUUGUAGACUGCUCAGGGGUCCUGUUGGUAGUGACACAGCGGACAGUAAUGCUCCGAUAUCCAUUGAGCGGAGCGGCUUCGUCGCUUACCAAAGUCGUAGUUACACAUUUGGACAGAUUUUUUAGCGCAUUGUACCACAUUAAAUCGGUCAGUAAGCACAACAAGUAAUCAUCCAUAAGGUGUGCUGGAUAAUAAGGCGCUAAAUGUCAUUUUUGAGAAAAUUUAAGGAUUUUAAGUGCCCCUUAUAGUCCGAAAAAUACGGUAAUAUCCUCAAUAACAAAGAGAGGAGCAGACUGGCAGGUAUCACUGACUGGGUUUAUGACUCUCAGCCAUGGCAGGAAAUUUUCUCGUCUUAGAAACUAAACCAGUAAAUCAUACUUCAGAGCUCACACGGUCAGAUCUUUUGUUUGCCUCUGUUGUAUUUUUUGGAAUUUUCAAUAUCAUUUGCAUAUUUUCAUUGUUGCGUUUUAUUUGUUUGCUGCUUAUUUUAAUCUUUCCACUCCCGCUGUGGAGCAGCACAGAGUGCAGAGCCGGGAGUCUGAGAAGGAUCAGGUCUGAGUCAAACAGGGUUAACUUGUGGGCAGACAGCAGAUAGGAGGCCACACAGGUUUGUUUGACCCCUGACCCUUGAGCAUUUUGUCCAGAAUGAGGGCGGCUCUGCAGCUUUCUGCUGAUUUGUUGGAAGUGGAGGAAACAUUGACCCAGCAGCUUUAGAUGGAUUUUCUUCUGUGCUGAGCUGCAGCUUCCUGACUGAUUCCUGCGCUGUGAAGGAAAGCAGGGCGACCUCUCACUUUAGCAUAAACACAUAUGGAGCAGAUUUUUAUCAUAUAAAGGCAUGCAUUCUUCUCUGCUUAACUUUUGGAGACAGCAUUAUCAGAAAUUCUCCGACGAUACAGUAUUUAUGUCUGGAGGGCUGAAGCCACUGAGGAGCCAAUGAAAUGACAAAAUACUUCAAACGGCUUCUGUCCCGCAGGUGGCUGCAGCAAGCAUCAGGGCCGUUACAUCUGCACCCGAGGGCCGCAGGAGAGCAGAGGGGGGCCGAGGGGUGAGGCGGCUGAGGCCUCUGUCAGCAGACCGCUUCCUGUUUGUGUCAUGCUCGCUCUCAGCUCGAAACAGCGCACCAUUUACUUUCUGCGGAGCUCAGGCAGCCGCUCAUGUCAAGGAGAGAUGUCAGAGGUGUGA